AUGUUCCACCAGGUUAGAGUGGCACCUCAGGACACGGAUGCACUAAGGUUUUUAUGGUGGGAUGACGGGGACAUUUCAAAGGAACCCGUUCCACAUCGUAUGCGAGUUCAUAUAUUUGGGGCUGCAUCGAGUCCGUCUUGUGCUGCAUUUUGUUUGAAACAGACGGCGGUGAAAUUUGGAAACGAACACAAACCUAGAAUUUCAGAAAUUGUUAAUGAAGAUUUCUAUGUCGAUGACUGCUUGACAACUGCUGAAUCGGUCGAUGAAGGCAUAGAGAUUGUCAAGGAAUUGACACAAUUGAUGUCAAAAGGAGGAUUCAACUUGACUAAAUGGCUCACCAAUAAUGAUGAAUUACUGUCUAUGAUUCCAGAAGAAAAGAGAGCUAAAUGUGUUCAAAAUCAUGUCAUUGAUGGCAAUGUCAAAGAACGAGUUCUUGGUAUUCAGUGGAAUGUGGCAAAUGAUGAGUUUGGGUUCAAGGUUAAUAUUGCUGACAAACCAAAUACCAGGAGAGGUAUACUUUCAAUUGUAGCAUCUGUUUUUGACCCACUUGGUAUAGUGGCUCCAAUAACGCUACUUGCCAAGUUAUUGUUGCAAGAACUUUGCAAGCAAAAUUUGGGAUGGGAUCAAGAAAUUGCAGAUGAUGAUGCUGUUAAAUGGCGAAACUGGCUACAUCAACUGCAAAGCUUAGAACAGGUGAAGAUACAGCGAUGCUAUCAGCCAUUUGAUUUUGAAAAGUUGUUUCCUAUGAACUACAUCACUUUGCUGAUGGAUCAGAAUUAG
Messenger RNA from Styela clava, 780 nucleotides. Lineage: Eukaryota; Metazoa; Chordata; Ascidiacea; Stolidobranchia; Styelidae. The record is from RefSeq and is a predicted model, not a curated record.